CCUCACCGCAGUGUCAGGUGAGUUAUAUCAGAUAGGAUGUGAAGGAGAAGAUCGCAGAUGAUCCUAACUUCGAACCUUCCUUCUCGAUCUACCGAUGCCCGACAUAUAAAAAGUGGUGGACUCUGAGGUCAAUUGGAUUUUUUGGCGUCUUGCGGUCUUGCCGGAAAAGCGCUCUCUCAUCUGAAUUGUUCUGUAAUUCGGCCUCGUUCUUAGACCUAGGGUUUCUGCCAUUUCUGACAUUUUUAUCGAUUUGCUCUCGUUUCAUUUAUCUUACAAUGGCUAAUUCCCAUAAAGGAACCCUAUAUGGCGCAGGUCCUUACAGAUCUAGGGAAGGUCUUAGCACGAGAUCAGUGCCUAAUUCAAAUGAAAUACAGUUGCAGAUCGAUCCGAUGCACGGUGAUUUGGACGAAGAGAUUACUGGCCUCCAUAGAAAGCUUAGACAACUGAAAACGGUAGCUCAAGAAAUAGAGACAGAAGCAAAAUUUCAGAAUGACUUUCUUGCGCAGUUGCAAAUGACAUUAAUCAAAGCUCAAGCAGGGGUAAAGAACAACAUGAGGAGGUUGAACAAGAGCAUAAUCCAGCAGGGCUCGAACCACGUCUUCCAUGUUAUCUUGUUUGCACUAUUUUGUUUCUUCUUAGUCUACCUGUGGUCCAAGUUUUCUAGGAGAUGAGAACAAGAUUUGUUAUUUCAUUUAUCAAGGCCAAACUAUAGUAUACAUUAGGUCUUUGCUAGCUAUAUUAACAGCUAAAAAAAAUCAAAAUGUUGGUUCCUUGUAAAGCCGCUUUCAUAUUGGAAUGGGUCGUUGUUAGUUGCUUGCCUUGUAAAGGUAAAACUUAAUACCAAUGUCUAAUACAUUUUAACAUCAAUACUUCA
Molecule: messenger RNA, 874 nt
Organism: Nelumbo nucifera (sacred lotus)
Lineage: Eukaryota; Viridiplantae; Streptophyta; Magnoliopsida; Proteales; Nelumbonaceae
Product: bet1-like protein At4g14600
Source: RefSeq, a predicted model, not a curated record